Arctia plantaginis is the source of this 1893-nucleotide messenger RNA. Lineage: Eukaryota; Metazoa; Arthropoda; Insecta; Lepidoptera; Erebidae. The record is from the annotation of a GenBank genome assembly.
AUGGCGGCAAAGGCCGAAGCUAUAGGGCCCCGAAAUGGGCAUGAAUUGGCGCCUUUGAACGCACGAGCCGAUGGUAGCGAGAGACCUCAUGGCGUUACUAUCGUACUGCAAGGAUCAAGGGGCUCGUUACAGCGAGAGGCGCCGGAUGAUGACCGCGCAGCGUGGUCGGGGAAGCUUCAGUUCUUCCUGUCAAUCAUCGGCUAUUCCGUUGGACUUGGAAAUAUUUGGCGCUUUCCAUAUUUGUGUCAGCAGAAUGGCGGAGGUGCGUUCCUCAUCCCGUUCUUGAUCAUGUUGGUCUUGGAAGGUGUCCCGCUCUUCUUGAUCGAGAUGGCCAUUGGACAAAAAAUGCGCCUGGGCUCUCUAGGUGUCUGGAACACCAUACAUCCUUGGUUGGGCGGCAUCGGCAUUUCCAGCUGCAUGGUCACAUUGUUUGUGGCGCUGUACUACAAUGUCAUAAUUACUUGGGUUUUCUUCUACCUGUUUAACAGUAUUCGAUUAACAGCUGACCAGCUUCCAUGGUCAUCAUGCCCCCAAGACAACGGUACAGCAGAACUGGAAUGCAGCAAGGCUUCAGCCACGGUUUACUACUGGUACCGUGAAGCACUUGACGCGUCACCAAACAUCGAAGAGCCUGGUGUGCCGCGGUGGUGGAUCGUAUGCUACCUCUUUCUCGCAUGGGUUAUCGUAUUCUUCAUCGUGAUGAAAGGCAUUCAAAGCAGUGGAAAGGUUGUGUACUUCACUUCUAUCUUCCCGUACGCCGUACUCACGAUCUUCUUCGUUCGUGGCAUCACUCUUCCAGGCUCAUCUGAUGGGAUCUGGCAUAUGUAUAAGCCGAAGCUGGAGAAACUCCUCGACCCAACGGUUUGGCUCGAUGCAGCAACUCAAGUAUUUUACUCUUUUGGCCUUGCCUUCGGUUCGCUAAUAGCCUUCGGCUCAUACAACCCUCCAAACAACAACUGCGUCAGAGACGUGCUCCUGGUUUCAGUAUGCAAUGCUCUGACGGCUAUAUACGCUUCUGUAGUCAUCUUUAGCAUCCUCGGCUUUAAAGCUUACACCAUGGUCGAGACUUGUAUUACCAAAGAGAUCAAGAUUCUAGCCCGCGAGCACAUAGGCGGUUUUACCGUAAACUCGACCGAAGACUACUACCGUGAAGAAUUCCCACUUCUUAAUAGUACUGCUGUAAAAGCUUUUAACUUAACCGGCUGCACCAUGUCAAAACAACUGGAAGAGGCAGCAGAAGGAACCGGUCUGGCUUUCAUAGUCUUUACUCAGGCAAUCUUAAAGCUGACUCCAGCACCAUUCUGGUCUAUCAUCUUCUUUCUGAUGUUACUGUCACUUGGUCUUGGCAGCCAAAUAGGUAUCAUGGAGGGCAUGCUCUGCACCAUCUUUGAUAUUGAUUUCUUCAAGAGACUCAGCAAGCCUGUGAUUACUGGUGUGGUAUGCGGAUUCUGUUUCUUAGUUGGUCUAAUCUUCACCACCGGAGCUGGCGAAUACUGGCUGAAGAUGUUCGACUCUUUCGCGGGUACCAUCGGCCUGGUCGUCGUAGCACUGCUCGAGAUGGUUGCCGUCAUGUACAUCUAUGGGCAUGAGAGGUUCACAAACGACAUCUACGAGAUGACGGGCUACCGCCCCGGGCUGUACUGGCAGAUCACCUGGCGUUACGUGGGGCCUUUCAUCGUGACCUGCAUCUUACUCUCCUCCCUCGUCUUCAUGCUCAUCAACCACCCCACGUAUGGUGCCUGGGAUGCUAACGAGGUUUUCUUCAAAAAACUUACCCAAAUUAAACAAGUUGAGUCCACAUCGUCGUCAUUCUGUCUCUCAUCAUUAUCUGUUCAUCAGUAUUCAAUGAUGAGCUCAAUUCAAACAGAUACUUCAACUCCUCCCUAUGCAUAG